GGGCAUGGCAGUCGUUGGGUAGGUGGCUGCCGUUUUCCUCUCGUGUGCCGCAGGAGGCAACUGACAGCGGGAGGGACGGCGGUUGGCGCACCUCACCUCACGUGGCCUCGUCCACGCCGACGCAUCCCGGCCGGAUCCGGCGCGCGCGUGGACCGCAACCGGCGUCGCGUCCACGUCCACGACCUCGUCGCCUCGCCCUCUCCCGGAGGGAGGCAACAGUGAAACUUCCUCUCCUCUGCUUUCCCCUGCUCGGCUCGGCUCGGCUCGGCUCGGGUUCUUGUUCCGUUUGCGCGGUUGGUUGGGCUCCUCCCCCUCUCCCUCUCGCCGUCGCACGCCGUUGCCCGCGCCCCACGACUUCCGCCCCCUCCACCCACCUCCCCCCUCCCUUCAUAUACGCUCCCGCGCGCCGGCCACAACCUCGUGCCGCACCGCCUACUUUCCCAGCUCCUCCGCUCGCCGACCGCCGCCGCACCUGCUUGCUUGCUUUCUUGCUCGGUUGGUGGCAGAUUGAGGCGGGUUCCGGCACCGCUCGGCUCGAUCCAGGAGCUCAGUGGCCGCGCCGGAGGCGAGGUCCAUCCCCAACUUGCGCCGCCGCCUCUGGUUCUAGGUAGGCCCCCCUUUUGUUUUGCGUAUGCUGAUGCGGAACAACUCCAUCAGCAUGAUCUCUUUGGACGAUGAGUAGCAGUGCUCGCUCGCAAGUGUCCACUCACCCCUGUGGUUGCAUUCCUAUACUGGAUCAUGGCGAAACUCGCAGCUGUCAGUCGCAGCGUGUUUAGAUUUACGAACGAAACCAUGAGGAUUGUUAUGGUAACGGUUAUUGGGGUGGUCCUUGGCUUCUUCAUUGGAAUCUCAUUUCCAUCGGUGAGCAUAACAAAGCUACACUUCCCUUCCAGCUUUGUCUCAUACAUAGAGGAGAGGAACUCUGGGCUCUCGACCCAAGCUUUACUUAAUCAUGCCUGGGAUUCUGUCAGAAAUGCAAGGGAGAACACUUCGGAACCAAAUACAAACACUACUUUAAAGAUUUAUGUCCCAACAAACCCCAAGGGUGCAGAGAGGCUAGCACCAGGCAUUGUUGUGCCAGAUACCGACUUCCAUCUGCGCAGGUUGUGGGGAGACCCAAGUGAGGACCUGCCAUUCAAACCAAAGUACCUUGUGACUUUCACUGUUGGAUAUGCGCAGAAAGAAAACAUAAACAGAGCAGUGAAGAAGUUUUCUGACAAUUUUGCUAUCCUGUUAUUCCACUAUGAUGGGCGUGUGACCGAAUGGGACGAAUUUGAGUGGUCAAAGCGAGCCAUCCAUGUUAGUGUCAGUAAACAAACUAAAUGGUGGUAUGCCAAAAGAUUCUUGCACCCUGACAUUGUGGCGGCCUACGAAUACAUAUUCAUCUGGGAUGAAGACCUUGGGGUGGAUCAUUUCAACGCAGAGGAGUACCUCAAACUUGUUAAGAAAAAUGGUCUGGAUAUCUCCCAGCCCGGCUUAGAACCUGACCGAGGACUAACUUGGCAGAUGACCAAAAGAAGAGGUGACCGAGAGGUCCACAAGGAGACAGAGGAAAGGCCAGGCUGGUGUGCUAACCCUCAUCUUCCACCUUGUGCUGCGUUUGUUGAAAUAAUGGCUCCAGUCUUCUCAAGGGAGGCAUGGCGAUGCGUAUGGCAUAUGAUUCAGAAUGAUUUGGUUCAUGGAUGGGGUCUUGACUUCGCGCUCAGGAAAUGCGUGGAGCCUGCUCAUGAGAAGAUCGGAGUCGUCGAUUCCCAGUGGAUCGUUCACCAGGUGGUUCCUUCUCUUGGGAACCAGGGCAAGGCGGAGCGCGGGAAGCCGGCGUGGGAAGGGGUGAGGGCGCGGUGCCGGAAGGAGUGGGGCAUGUUCAAGACGAGGAUGGCGGAGGCCGAGAAGGCCUACUACAAGACGAUGGGCAUCACCCCUCCAAACUCCACAUUUGUCUAGCUUAGCUGAUGACUUGCCUCGGUCCUCCUCGUCUCCAUGUCUUCUCUUGGUGGAUGACAUGACAGCCUUGACUCCUUUACUCGGAUGACGGAGAUGUUGAUGACGACGACGACGACGACGAUGAUGAAUGUAUAGGUUUUAGGUGCAUGUAGAGUACAUGAUGAUGUUAUGUAUCAACCAACAUUACAUACAGCGCCCUUGUCGACUCAUGGUCCUUUCUUUCUGACUGUCAAUCUCAUGAGAGAAUUGGCUCGA
Messenger RNA from Hordeum vulgare subsp. vulgare (domesticated barley), 2199 nucleotides. RefSeq lists its product as uncharacterized. Bases 739 to 1944 code for a protein of 401 amino acids. The record is from RefSeq and is a predicted model, not a curated record. The transcript is spliced from 14 exons. NCBI's taxonomy places the organism in Eukaryota, Viridiplantae, Streptophyta, Magnoliopsida, Poales, Poaceae.